UUUUCACUAAACUGGAGAGUAUUGACUGGCUGCACUAUGUUUCAACCCACACCGAAGAGGUGUUUUACCAUAGAAUCAUUGGUAGCGAAGGAUAAUCCUUUGCCUUCAUCGAGAUCCGAGGAGCCCUUACGACCAGCGGCUCUCAGCUACGCAAACUCGAGUCAGAUAAACCCCUUUUUAAACGGCUUUCACUCCGGCGGCCGGGGUGUCUAUUCGAAUCCGGACUUGGUAUUUACGGAGGCGGUUUCCCAUCCGCCAAACUCCGCCGUCUCAGUUCAUCCUGUCCCUCCUCCACAUGCGUUGGCAGCACACCCGCUUUCAUCUUCGCAUGGCCCGCAUCCGCUUUUUGCCAGCCAGCAAAGGGACCCUUCAACUUUUUAUCCAUGGUUGAUACAUAGAUACAGAUAUUUGGGUCACAGAUUCCAAGGCAAUGAAACAAGUCCGGAAAGCUUUCUCUUGCACAACGCACUGGCCAGAAAACCCAAAAGAAUACGCACUGCAUUCUCACCAUCGCAGCUCUUGCGACUCGAACACGCCUUUGAAAAAAACCAUUACGUGGUCGGUGCGGAACGAAAACAGCUUGCACACAGCCUUAGCCUCACAGAAACUCAGGUGAAAGUUUGGUUCCAGAAUAGAAGAACUAAAUUCAAACGACAGAAACUGGAGGAAGAGGGUUCGGAUUCCCAACAGAAAAAGAAGGGAACGCACCAUAUAAACCGAUGGAGGCUGGCAACCAAACAAGGGAGCCCGGAGGAAAUUGAUGUCACAUCAGACGAUUGAGAGACUUUAAAUAUUUGAAUCCGGGACAGCAGCGUGGCGUAAAGGAUGACACGGAUAAGGAUUCUGUGUACAGACAGAAAGAAACGGAAGGAGGCUAAAGGCAGUGUUGUUCACCUUUCACUUUUCGGAGAUUGGCAGCUCGAGUAUUUCAGAUGUAAUUGGGGACUGUCAUUGCUAAGAAACUCUUUAUUGCCGAGCUCUGGCGACUUUACAAGGGCAAGGUGUUGGAAGGGCAGUCUAUGGCAUUCUCUACCCAGCAUCAUGACCACUAACCCACUACACAACAACAUGGCCCCAGUUGACCAGAAACGUUUGCGACAUGGAUGUUUAUGGUCUGUAUGCACACAAAGAUGAAGUUCCCACACCAAAAUACCAAAAUGCUAUGUUUUUUUUUAUUUUGUAAAACUUGAAUUGCAUGGUAGACGAAAGUAUUUUGGUAGACUUUAACUUGAUAAUUUUUCCAUAAAUAUAUCUUUGCUUUAAUAAGUUUUCAUCUCAAAGAUGUUGUAACUUUUCUCCUUUUUUUCAAAAAAAAAUGUGGCGUCUUGAAUUUUGAUCCUCGUGUUUAAGUGAUUGUGUGACGAAGCAGUGCUGCAUUGGUGUUGUCAAGAUGUAACGGAUAAAACACGUUUGAGGUUUAUUAUGUCGCAGAUUAAGUUACCACGACAGUAAAACAAUCCAGGACAUUUAUAAACCCAAAAGAUAGUCUGAAUGUGUGCAGAAUCUCCCGAGUGCAUGGUAGCAAAAAAGGAACGCCACAUGAGCUGUAAACAAGAACGCCUGGGCAGCAAAACUUCAAGCACUGAGCAAGAUCCGUGUACAAAGGCGCUAAAAUAAUAUUUCUGUUGAAUCUUAUUUUAGCAGAAUGUAAAUAAUUUGUGUUUGUGUUAUAUUUGCUACAAUUUUAUCAAAGAGUAUACUUCUAAGAAGUAUGUAAUUGUCAA
Engraulis encrasicolus (European anchovy) is the source of this 1724-nucleotide messenger RNA. It is a transcript of the gene emx2, whose product is annotated as empty spiracles homeobox 2. Gene Ontology annotation, cellular component: nucleus. The transcript has 3 exons. Gene Ontology annotation, molecular function: RNA polymerase II cis-regulatory region sequence-specific DNA binding; DNA-binding transcription factor activity, RNA polymerase II-specific. The coding region runs from base 37 to 780 and encodes 247 amino acids. Lineage: Eukaryota; Metazoa; Chordata; Actinopteri; Clupeiformes; Engraulidae. The record is from RefSeq and is a predicted model, not a curated record. Gene Ontology annotation, biological process: central nervous system development; neuron differentiation; regulation of transcription by RNA polymerase II.